Molecule: messenger RNA, 1731 nt
Organism: Cryphonectria parasitica EP155
Lineage: Eukaryota; Fungi; Ascomycota; Sordariomycetes; Diaporthales; Cryphonectriaceae
Exons: 2
Coding region: 1-1731 (576 amino acids)
Biological process (GO): protein dephosphorylation
Molecular function (GO): protein serine/threonine phosphatase activity; cation binding
Source: RefSeq, a predicted model, not a curated record
AUGACGUCCAGAGCAGCUUUGCAUCUGGCGCAUGGCAGAGGAGCCGAGGGCCACCGUCUAUGUCAUACCCAGAGACAGCUUGACCACCACCACCUAACUACCCUCCUGACUUCGAUUCGUAGCUAUCCGCAGUGGCGGCGACGACAGCAGCAGCAGCAGCAGCAGGCCUCGAAACAGAUCUCAUAUGGAGUACGCGGCUUUCACAAUUACUUCGUCACCCACCUCCCGUCCUCGUCCCUCCACCCCGACUCUCGCUCCACACCGGGACCCCACCACAAACUCCCUCGCGAUGCUUCGGCACCGCACACCCCCGACUCCUCGGGCGUCGCGCCUGCCUCGCCACCGAACAUGCCUUCUCGAGACCUCACCGUUGUUCGCAUCCCCUUGCGCAGCGCAAAGCACCACUUUGGCGUCUUCAGCGGCCGCGGCAGCCGGCCCUACAAUGAGGACGUCAACCAGGCUGGCACGAUCAAUAUUCCCGCCUUUGCGAAGCGCGCUCCCAUGAGCCUGGUGCGCAGCGAGAGGAAGAACAGUGCCGGCGAGGCGACCACCGCCGACAGCCCCUUUGGAGACCCGCAAGUCUUCUAUUUUGGUGUGUUUGACGGCCACGGCGGGAGCGAGUGUGCCGAGUUCCUGCGGGAUGAGUUGCAUGGUUACAUCGAGGAAGCUGCUCGCAAAUUCGAGCUCAAGAGCAGUCUGCGCAAGAGGAACAAGCUGCUCAAGGGUGGCACAGACAAGGACAAGGCCCCUAUCCUCGUCAAGGCCGACGUACACAAGGCGGUCAAGCUGAUGAACGACCUCAUCGACGAGUAUAAGAACACGAUCGGUGGCUACUUCCGACGCUUCAAGCCUCCAUUAUUCGACCUGAAUGCCGAGUCCAACGCCUCCGCCAAGUCUAAAGUCUCUAUCGAGUCCGUCCUCACGUACGCCUUCCUCCGCGCCGACCUGGACUUUGUUACCGCACAGGCCCGCAAGCCCGACCCAGACGAUCCCUACGUGAGCGACAAUCUCCCGCUGAACAGCAACGAGAUCCUGGGCAGCUCCCCUCACAGCGUCCCCUCGGGCCAGAAUAUCAUAGGCGGGCCCGCUCGUUUCAAGGGCGGCAGUACAGCGUCCAUCGCGCUCAUCUCCACGCCCACCCCCGCGCCCUUCUGGCAUCCCAACGCGCACAGCACCAUCGUCGUUGCCCACGUUGGCGACACGCGCAUCCUCCUGUGCGAGACGGCAACGGGCCUCCCCGUUCCCCUGACGAGCGACCACCACCCCAGCAGUCCAAGCGAGGCGAGGCGGCUCACGCGGUUUGCCGAGAGCAGUCUCGUCACCGACAGCUUCGGCGAGGAGAGGAUCAGCGGUCUGGCCAACUCGCGUGCGUUCGGCGACAUGGGCUCCAAGCGCAUCGGUGUCUCCGCCGAGCCCGAGCUGACGCGGAUGCAGCUCGGCCCGGCCCAGUUCAGCUUCAUGGUCCUGGUCAGCGAUGGCAUCAGCGGGACACUGUCCGACCAGGAGAUUGUGGACUUGAUCAAGGAGGCGCGCACGCCCGAGGAGGGCGCAAAGAAAGUCGUCGGGUACGCGACUGAAGUAAGCAUCGAUGGUGACAAUGCCACGUGCCUCGUCAUCCGGCUUGGCGGCUGGGAGAGGCGCAGCGAGGGCGGCUUGGGCAGCCUGGGAACCAAGGAGAUGAGGGAUGCCAGGAAAGCAGAGGCCAACGACCCAAGGCGUGGUCGACGGUGA